UACGAUGUUCACACUCCAAACUUCAUGAACGUCAUACAUGGCUUUCAUUUAACAGUACAUAAAGAUAUUACUGCGUUUGUUCUCUAAUCAAGGAAAAACAUUCGCAUCCUCUUCGGUUAAAAGUCCAAGACAGCUGCUAUAGUCUUCUCUACAAGUACUCUCUGGAAAAGGUAUAAUUUCUAAGGAUGCCAGCAGCUACUGGAAGCGAUGCAGCAGAGGGGAAGGGUGAUCGUGAGGAAAUACUAUGGCAGGCCCUGAAAGAGCAUAUAAUGCGUGAACGCCAAAAGAAGAAAGAAGAACAAGAAGCAGAAGUUGAAGAGGAGAGACUGAGAAAAGAACGGGAGGCCAGAGAUCGACAGGAUGCCAUGACAUUGGGUGAGACGAGAGAGCAAAUACAAUUACUGAAUACCAAGCUGGAAGAACUGAAAAAUGAGAAACAGCAACUGUUUCUGAGGUUGAAGAAGGUCCUGAACGAGGACGAAAAUCGAAAAAAGCAACAGCAGCAGAAAGACAGCGAAAUGUUUGCAUUGCAAAAUAUGCAACAAGGACCUCAUCAAAUAUUUCUACCGCCCAGAGCUCCUCACCAACAACUUAUGCAAAAGUAUUUGCAAGGUGGACCGCUUGCCAACCAACCACCCAAGCGUAGUCGCAGUCCAUCGCCGCAAGGUCAAGGCUAUUGGAAGGGGACAUCAAAACAUGAAGACGGUAAAAUUAGAGGCAAUGAGGGUGGUCGAGCUGUAUUAUGGAACAAAACCACUUAUCAGAAUCCAACCGGAACGAUGUAUUAUCCGAGCAAUAAUCAACAGGAUUCUCGUGUUCAAUCGUCAAUCAUAUACCCAACGUAUCCGCCGAAUUUGAAUAUUCCACAUCGAGGCUAUCAUGUUGAAAUUUCACCACAACAACCGCCUCCAUCUAGUCAAUCGCAACAGAUGAAAUCCGAUACAAAACCGACGCAAAAUGCUCAGGUUUACCACAUCAAUCUCGAUCCGCCACAAUCUCAACAAAAUUCGCAACAGCAUAAGCAGCAUCAGAUGAAUCAACAAGUCACGUUAGACAAAAUUCAUCGCGGUCCACCGCAACAGCAACAUCAUCCGCAACAGCAAUCGCAACAAGGACAUUUAUCCGAAAGUAUUGUCUAUUCAAUGCGUCCAGGAAUGCCACCGAUUCAUCAAAAUGUAAUGUCUUCAAUGCCACCCAAUCAGCAGAAUCCGAAACCCGGUAGCAUUACACAAGGAUACCAGAAUCGCGGAAUGAAUCCACAGGUUCAACAUUAUCGUUACUGAACGUUGUUUGAUUGACUGAUCGGAUUUUUUAGUUGAAGGUGUUAACAACCUAGCGUUAGCACAAUCUAGAUUGGUUAUAGCUUAAGGAAUAAUUGAAUCGAUUUAAGGAAUUUCUAUGGACAAUUAAAAGCUACUUAUAGUGAAGGUACAAA
Messenger RNA from Bradysia coprophila, 1435 nucleotides. RefSeq lists its product as uncharacterized. Gene Ontology annotation, biological process: regulation of transcription by RNA polymerase II. Gene Ontology annotation, molecular function: transcription coregulator activity. Gene Ontology annotation, cellular component: transcription regulator complex. The record is from RefSeq and is a predicted model, not a curated record. NCBI's taxonomy places the organism in Eukaryota, Metazoa, Arthropoda, Insecta, Diptera, Sciaridae.